GUACUGUACAGUUACCCAGGAGACCUCUAGGCGGACAAUUUUGUUAUGGUGGUGACGUCGUAAAACAUAACAUGCUAGUUUGAGUCUACUGUACACCCGAUACUGUAGACGUAUCAUCGACAAGAAGCACUGGAAUUACAAAAAGUUUUAAAACAACACUAAAACUAUUUGUAGUUGAGAAGGAAAUCUAUGACGGAGACGUAACCCAUCGAGUUAUGUGGCAUUAUUUAACACGUUCAGAUCUUAUACGAUACAUAUUUUCUUUGUUUACAAGUAACUGUAGUCUGCGUGAAGACCAAGCCCAGCCAGCCGAAGUUGUCAGUAGUGCUGCUCCCUUCUGAGUCAUGAACUGAAGCAAAUCUGCCGGUAACGUUAGCAGCAAAGCUAACAAGACGUCGAACACGCGAGUGCCUGUUCAUUUGUUCUUCCUUACAGGGUUCCCUUAAUACCCAUCUACCUCUGAUUUUUCACUACUUCACUGCACUGCCACCCAUCUCUCAUUGCCUGAAGCCAUGGCUGCUAACAGGAACGCUUUGGCCCUUCACAAAGUGAUAAUGGUGGGCAGCGGUGGCGUGGGCAAGUCAGCACUAACACUGCAAUUCAUGUAUGAUGAGUUUGUGGAAGACUAUGAGCCCACCAAAGCUGACAGCUACAGAAAAAAGGUGGUUCUGGAUGGAGAGGAGGUCCAGAUCGACAUCCUCGACACAGCAGGACAGGAGGACUACGCUGCCAUUCGGGACAACUACUUCCGCAGUGGAGAGGGAUUUCUCUGCAUGUUCUCCAUCACAGAAUCUGAAUCCUUUGCUGCUACUGCUGAUUUCAGAGAACAGAUCCUUCGGGUGAAGGAGGAGGAGAACGUACCUUUCCUGCUGGUGGGAAAUAAGUCAGACUUGGAGGACCGACGGCAAGUCGGAGUGGAGGAGGCCAAGGCCAGAGCAGAUCAGUGGGCAGUCAGCUACGUCGAGACUUCUGCCAAAACCCGUGCCAACGUAGAUAAGGUGUUUUUUGAUCUCAUGCGUGAAAUCAGAGCCAGAAAAAUGGAAGAUGGCAAAGAGAAAAAUGGGAAAAAGAGGAAAAGUUUGGCAACGAGAAUUCGAGAAAGAUGUUGCAUUUUAUAAUGACUGGGUCACACUAUAACGCUAACAUCUCUUCUCUACCCUUCCACUGCUUCCAAAAAAAUCCAUCAGGUUUCAUAACACUCCAGGCAAAAAUGUUGGAGAUCAUAGGCUACAGCCUGUGUCUGUUUCUCGUUGUUGUUUCUCAAUGGGUAUAAAAGGGCAGAAUAUCAGAUAUGCAUUAAAAUGACAAAAGGUGUCAAAGGUCUUACAUAUCAGAUAAGAACAUUUCUCAGCUCAAGCACACCAUAACUACUAUAAUAAUUUUAACUUGUAACUAGAUUCUGUUCACUUUAGUUGCUUUUAGUUGAAUGUGAGUACAUUGAGAGCUAAACACUAACACUAGGAAAAAUAAUACUACUCCGAACUAUUUGUUAGCAAGUUCACAGUGUGUUUUGAGGAUUUAAACCUCCUGUUCUGUUUUACUUCUUAAGGUAAAGCCUUAAUAUUAGAGUAUACAAAAAUGUUGGGUGUUAAGCCGCAUAAAUGCUUUUAGGUAAUUUUCAAAAAGAAAAUUAUAGCUAUAUAUCUUUGCCUAACAUAGGCAAUGCUACAUAUUUCCCAAGCAAAUAUACAAAUUAUUAAAAAUAUCUAGCCUAAUAAAUUCAGGAAUCAAUGGAAUUUAUUCUUAAUUGGCUUUUUACCAAAACCUUUCUUUGAAUUCAAAGUUUAAAAUGUAAAAGCCCAUGCAUUUCAGAAAAGUUGGCACUGUCCAUUAUUUCAUUUUAUUAUCCCAAGUCUAAUAGUGCACCAAACUCGUUCCCAAUCUCUCCUUUAAACACAUAUACAUAAAAUAUUUGUAGUCAAAAGGGCUUAUUCACUCAUCCCUGUGUGUGUGGCACCAGAUUUAGAGGUUUGUUUUGUGCCAUCUAGGGGUCCCAAAUAACACAGAUUUUACUAUUUAGAAAUGAAAGCGUCAUCUAGCUUGAGUUGACUUUACUGUGAAAACAGGUUGGAAUGUUUUAUUACACAGACUGAAUUGUGUACUUUAUCAUAACUUGUAUGCAACUGAAUAUUUCUUGCUACGUUUAUCCUUUUUACAUUUUCUAUUGUAAAUUAAAAUUUUCUGAAUUUUGUUCUUUUAAGGGGAAGAGAAUAUUGUGAAAUCAUACUCGCUCAUACUAAAACUAAGAAACGCUAAGGGCUGGACACAAUCUGCAUUUCAGACACCUGGUCCUGCUGGCUGGAGUAAAAAAAGAAUUGUCACCCUUUGAUGAAUGGUUUUGAAUAAGCACAUCCAUGUGUAAAUACAUGUGAGGUUGACAGUUUAUUUCCACAUUACUAUUUUGUAUUCUUUUGCAGCUAAAACUACACUUUCUUUUAAAUGCUAACUCUGCCACUGUCUUUACCCAAAUCUUUGUGUGCACUGUGGCAUAUGCAAGUUUUUCUUUCCCUCUGUUUAAUCAGUCAUAGUGGGUUACUAUUCCUCAACAAGCUCUUGAUUGGUCUGUUUGUGUGGUAAG
This is a messenger RNA of Sinocyclocheilus rhinocerous, 2578 nucleotides long. RefSeq names its product ras-related protein Ral-A-like. Gene Ontology annotation, cellular component: membrane. NCBI's taxonomy places the organism in Eukaryota, Metazoa, Chordata, Actinopteri, Cypriniformes, Cyprinidae. The coding region runs from base 513 to 1118 and encodes 201 amino acids. Gene Ontology annotation, biological process: signal transduction. The transcript is spliced from 5 exons. The record is from RefSeq and is a predicted model, not a curated record. Gene Ontology annotation, molecular function: GTPase activity; GTP binding.